Molecule: messenger RNA, 1837 nt
Organism: Erinaceus europaeus (western European hedgehog)
Lineage: Eukaryota; Metazoa; Chordata; Mammalia; Eulipotyphla; Erinaceidae
Gene: GLTPD2
Product: glycolipid transfer protein domain containing 2
Exons: 4
Coding region: 369-1244 (291 amino acids)
Biological process (GO): ceramide transport; intermembrane lipid transfer
Cellular component (GO): membrane; cytosol; cytoplasm
Molecular function (GO): ceramide 1-phosphate transfer activity; ceramide 1-phosphate binding
Source: RefSeq, a predicted model, not a curated record
AGCACCUGUUGCUAUUCUCAAUUUUCAGUGAAGGGAACUCGAGCCCAGAGCUAACCAUGGGUCUACACCCUUGCUCAGUGGGGGAGCUGGUUCUGACUCCAGCUGUUUCCCAUAAUCAGCCUGCUUCUUACAACAACCUGGUCCUACAGGGAAGGGAGGGGUAGGGACCUGUCCCUCAAGUCCCUUCAUUAUGUCUCUCACUGUUGGGAUGCUGCCCUUUGGGGCAAAGGGCACGGAGGAAGGGACCUUAGCAGGUUAAUUAUUAACCCUUUGCUUCAGGAUAGUGAGGGCAUUGCUUCCCUCCUGGAAGCUGAAGUGACAAGGACUGGUGGGCAGCUGGUGAGGGGGCAGUGGUCCUAGCAGGGACUAUGGGGGCCAAGCUGUCUCCCCUGGUCCCACAGCGCUGGUUUUGCUGUGCAAUUCUUGUCUCUAUCUUCACACUGCUGCUUCUUUAUCUUGGUGAUUGGAGCCUCAGCUCCCUCUCAGGCUGCAGAACCGGGGCACAGUCCUGCAUUCCCGAGAAACUGCUGCCUUCCCAGGUCUGGCAGCAGCUAUCACCUAUGGAGGUCCCGGGGCAGGAAGAGCCUCUGUGUCUGGGCCCCCAGAGCAUGCUGGGCAGCAUGAUGAGGUCCUUUCAUGCCAGUCUAAACCCUGAAGGGGAUGUGGCAUUGUCACAGUACCUGGCAGGCUGGAGGGAAUUAAUCAAGUUCCUGACUCCUCUGGGCUCCAUCUUCUCCUUUGCCACAAGCGAGGCUUCCACCAAGCUGACAGCUCUCGAGGCUAAGGUGCAUGGUCCCAAAGCCAUGCACUACACGUCUCUGACGACCAUGGUGGCGUGGGAGCGGCAAGCGGGGCUGCUGGAGCGGCCCGGGGUGGUCCCUAAUGACUCAGCUCGCUCCUCGGGCUCCCGAACGAUAGUCUUGCUUCAUCGAGCUCUGCGCUGGUCCCAGCUCUGCCUCCGCCGGGUGGCGACAGGGACGCUCGACGGCCCGGACGCGGGUUCCCAGUGCAGCGACGCCUACAGCGCGGUCCUGGGGCCGCACCACCCCUGGCUCAUCCGCCAGGCCGCGCGCCUCGCCUUCCUCGCCUUCCCGGGUCGCCGCCACUUGCUCAAGCUGGCGUGUCCCGGGGCCAGGGAGGUGGAGGCUCGGGCCGCGCUGACCCGGGCUGCCGGCACCCUGGAGGAUGUCUACCGCCGCACCCAAGGCUUGUUGGCGGAACAAGACCUGCUCCAGCUGGCCUGACGCUGAAGAAGCCAGCCUGGGGCAGGGGGGCAGGGGGGCAGGGGGGCAGGGGGGCAGGGGGGCAGGGGGGCAGGGGGGCAGGGGGGCAGGGGGGCAGGGGGGCAGGGCCGCUUCCUGUCCCGCAGGGCAACACCAGUCUGCGGUGUCAGGGGCGGGGACUCCGGGGGUCCCUCCCCUUUGGUGACGUCUCCCCACUCGCAGUCUUGUGAAGAAGCACUGAGUUGUAUAGGGUGGGAAGUAUUCUUUGGUCACCCUCUAUUUAGGGAGUUUUUUGUGUGAUACCCAGCAAGCACUUGAGGGAAACAAAGCGAACGGAUGUAGGAAGAUGUGUCAUUCCUGCUCCUGGCUGCCGAAAGACUCAUGCUCCCCUGGCCUAGUUCAACCACACCCAUGGCUUGCAGUUGCAAUGGCAAGUCUACAGCCAAGACAUGUAGGGGGAGCUCCGGCCUCUGUGAAACCUACUCUGUCCUGGACAGAUCCACAGAACAGCAAAUACAACACGUCCAACCCUCACCCCAUCACCAGCUCUCAGAAAAUACUGCUCUUCUUGUGUUCUCUGUCUCUGAAUAAAGGACACCCUCUCCUGUUAACUA